Molecule: messenger RNA, 8866 nt
Organism: Odontomachus brunneus
Lineage: Eukaryota; Metazoa; Arthropoda; Insecta; Hymenoptera; Formicidae
Exons: 17
Coding region: 1058-7447 (2129 amino acids)
Biological process (GO): microtubule-based movement
Molecular function (GO): ATP binding; microtubule motor activity; microtubule binding
Source: RefSeq, a predicted model, not a curated record
CGCGCGCAUCUUGUGUGCUUUCACGCUCUUCCGCCGACGCGAGGGAGAAGGAGGUGGAAGAGCCCGCGAAAUCGUGAUCAACGCGGCACUGCGCGUUCAGAACUCGCGGUCGCAUCACGGACCUGACGGCAGACGUCGUUGUGAACGACGAUCGUAUCCCUCCCCCCGGCCUCUGCGACUCGAUAGUGCACGCGUUCGAACGUUUCCAGAACGACGGAAAGCCGCGUUCAAAAUUGCCGGACGACUCGCCGCGCGACGUCGUGUGAUUGGCUCUCGCGGCGACUCGCGCGAAGCUGCAGUGCGAUCGUGCGUUGGGGGAGUGAGCUGUCUGUCGGCGUUCUUCGAAAGGCUCGUCAUGAAGCGAAUGGUACGAUGAUCUUGGAGUUUUCAUUGAGAAUUCGCGACGCGUUCGCGCCUGCCGCUUCUUCUCGUCGCGCCGUGUGCGCUGCCCUCGCGUUGGACUGAACGAAAUGUUCGUUGCACAUAUAGCUGUGAUCGAUCGUGUUUUCCGGAUCCGGACUGUACCGACAAACUAACUGUACUACUGUGUCUCCUCUCGAAUCGGUAGAAAAAAGGGAAAAAGGACCAAAACAAAAUUGGCCCCGUGCCGGACGUGUCGCAGUACGCCAGGUGAGCCUCGUGUUCGUGUCCUUGCUUCAACCCCGGCGCGCGGAAGCCGCGGAGCGUCGUGAGCGGGUCAGUUCGAAACGAUCGCGGCCGUCGCGCCGCCGCGCCGCGUACAACGUAAGUGUGGCGCUCGGGCGCCGCUCUUCCGUCCCGUUGGAUUCGAAUUCCCGCCGUUGUGUUCGGACGCCGCACCGGGGGGAUCGCGCGCGUCCCGGUGAUUUCGUGGCAAUCGCGAUCUCGAAUUCGCUCGUGAGUGUGCUGUCGGGUUGAUGUGCGUGCGAGCUGCCGUCGAAGAACCCCUUAGCGAGAUGCGCCUGCACGCGACGAGGGGCUCGCGGAUGGAGGAUGAUCAAACGAUCGAUCAUGAGGGACACCGUUGACCAGCUGCGCUUUCGCGACGACAUCCAACCUGCAGAUUCGGACACGCAACAUGGAAGUGCGAGCGGAGAGACCGCGAACUGCCGGCCGAAUAGCACCAACCGGGAGAGUUACACCGACAGUACAUCAAACUGGUGGAGGCCGAAGGAAGGCUAUACCAGUUCCGCCGCCGAGAGUGCCAACUCCUAUGCCCACUGCAAACAAUAAUCAACAAAAGAACAAUGCCAACGUCGUCGUCCCGCCCACCGUCGUGGCCGCGCCGAGGAAAGAGCCGCACGAGAACAUCGCCCGGAUAGCGAAGCGGUAUCUCGACGAUAACAUGCAGCAGGCGUGGAUCAAUCCUCGUCUAAUAUCGAUGAUAAACAUGGAAGCAGUGACUUCGACCGACUACGACUCUACGAACCUCAGCAGAAAUUUCAAUCAGGUCGGCUUCAAUACCUACAACUAUUCGCAGUUUGAGGAGAAGUACAAGCCGCGGCAGAUCUUUAAAUACGGCGACGAGUACUUGGAGUACGGUCAUAAUUCAGUCAGACUCGACGUCAACGAAAGAUUUGGACGAUCGCAGUCCAAGUAUCAGGACGGCGCUAGGCUCGAUCAGCGAUACUCGCGGAGCCACUCUCAGCCUGAGCGGCAGCAUCACAUCACGCAAGAGAUACGUUCCAAGUCUCAGGAUUCGCGCGAACUCACGUUCUACCAGAUAGAGCCGUCUCUGAAAUCGGAAAACUCGCGGCAACCGCACGACAAGUCGCAUCAGAAGCUGAAGAAGGAGCUGACCUUCUACGAGAUUGACGGGCCGCCAUCCGGUCAAGAGAGGAGGGAGAAGACCGAGGUGUGCAAGGAGCGUGGCGAUAAGGGGACCAAGUCCCACGACAAGUCCCACGCCGGCGGUGGUCAGGAGAGGUCGCAAGCCGCGAAGCACGGCAGGCAAAGUCACCAGGAGCAGAAGGCGAGCGCGCCGUCGGACUGCCAGCUCAACCGGUCGCAGUCCGAUCUCACGGAGUGUCAGCUGCCGAAUUACUACGGGCACCGGAAUAAUCCGUACAUCGAUCCGCCCAAGUAUCGACAUUUCGACAGGCCACCGCGGUAUCAGGAGACGCCGCCGAGAUCGGAGCUGCCGCCCAAGUAUCACGCCGAUCCGCCCAAGUACGCCGAGGUGUCCAUACGACAAGAUGACUUUAAGAGGAUCCAGGAGGAGCGGGGCAGACGACAAGGUGGCAGCGGGGGCGGUGGAAUCAACGGCGGCAACGGCGGCGGCGGCGGCGGCGGUGGAGGCGGUAGUGGCGGCGGCGGUAAUUCCGGAUCAGGAAGGGGGAACGCCGGCACUCAUGGCGCCGAGACGCCCUCUAAUCUGGCCAGUAUCACGCCAACCGCGCGAGAAGUAACACGCGUUGUUAGUACGCGACAACGGCUCUCCCACAAGACGUGUAAUCUGAGCAGCAGUAACAAUAACAACAACAACAACAACAACAGCAGCAGCAGCAGCAAAGAGAAUCUGCUACAGGAGGCCGGCGAUGACUGUGACGCGUCGUUACCCUCGAGUCGGUAUCACGUCGAGUCGCUGAAGAGUCACCAUCAUCAUUAUCAUCAUCAACAACCGCAGUAUCAGAUUCGCGGGAUUAGUGGUAGCAACGUUACCACCGCCGGUGUCGUCGGUAAUGUCUUCCUGGACGGCGGCGGGUUGUGCGGCGAGAUAACGGCGUGCGACAAGUACAAGGUCACAGGGUCAGAGCCGAAUCGGGCCGGCGGCGACACGGCUCAAGGUCGUCUCAGUGAGAGAUCCAUGCUGAAGAUCGAGAAGCUCUCGGGGAAGGUUACUCUGCACGCUGGUAGCGGCGGCAGCAGUGGUGGCGGUGAGGCAACGGUUGGCAAGUGCGGCGCGGAGAGAAUGAAGUCGACACAGGAAGCCGGCUACAAGCACGAGUCGAUCGUGGUCGGCAAGGCCAAGGGCCACGACGUCGGCCACGGUUACAAGGUCGAGAACUUGCGCUACUACGGCGAGCUCAAGGGUUAUGCCGACUUCAAAUCUUACGGCACAGUGGACAAGCAACCGGCGGCGGUGCUGGUGUCCGCGCACGAGAAGUCACAUCUUCUUCACGCACCCUCGUGUGACAAAGGUGACAAGUGCCACGGCAAGGUCCCGUCCGCGUCGGCGAUCGCGCAGGGUUACGCUCUCGCCAAAGUCGGCCAGCAGCAACCGGAGAAGAGUCAUCACGGUGAUCACUACUAUCACAGAUCGUCGCACUCGAAGCCACCGAACGCGUAUCAGGUGUACCAGGAGACCAAGUAUUCGUACAACGUGAGCGGGGUACCCGGGACGCCGGCGCAGGCCAGCGCAGCCGCAGCCUUCUUCGCAAGGGCAGCGCAGAAACUGAAUCUGUCGUCGAGCCCGCAUCGGAGACGACGUUCCGGGGAUGAGAACAUCGGACCUGACGAGCUGCCCAUUUUUCCCAAUGGAUACGCUGCGCUCCUUCUCAAGUCACCACCUCCGGCACCUCCCGCCCUUCUCAGGAGGAUAGGUGUAAAGGAGCUCACCGGGGUUGGCAAGGAGCGAAGUGCAGCCGGUCGCGCGACGAGAGGAGGGAACGAGAGGAUCUGCCUUGACAGUUCGAAGGUGACGGUUGUACUGUUCCAGACGAACUUGCCGAAGAGCAUUUCGAUACACGUGAAAGUCAUGCUGAGAGUGUCACCCGGAGAUGGAGGAAGUUUUUUCAACGCGGACAAACGGAAAAAGCAAGUUACCUUAGUAGAUCCAGCUUCCGGGCAAUCCUCAUCGGCAGAGGAUCGCAGGCCCACUGUAGCGGCGCCGAAGAUGUUCGCGUUCGAUGCCAUCUUCACUGAGGAGGAUUCUCAAACUGAAAUCUGUUCGAGCGCUCUUACUGACGUGAUUCACGCUGUCAUUAAUGGAACGGAUGGUUGUCUGUUUUGCUUUGGACACGCUGGCUUGGGCAAGUCUCACACCAUGCUGGGGACUCCGGAAGCCGGUCACACACUGGGCGCGAUUCCUUGCGCAAUAGCAUGGCUUUUCCGCGGCAUUUCCGAGCAACGGCAGAGAACCGGCGCCAGGUUCAGCGUUAGGGUCAGCUGCGUGGAAUUGACCACCGGCCAGCAACAACUGAGGGACCUGCUUGCGGCGCACGCGAACGACUCGGAACAGUCACCGGCCGUAUAUCUCAGAGACGACCCGCUGUUUGGCACCCUUCAGUUGCAGCAGCACAGCGAGCUUCGCGCGCCAACAGCUGAACGUGCAGCUUUCUACCUCGACGCGGCGGUCGCCGGCCGUCAACGGGAGGAUGGCGACGCGCAUAUGCUUUACACGUUGCACGUGUACCAGUACAGCGUCGCCGGCAAGGGUGGAGUUGCCGGUGGUAGGAGUCGGCUUCACUUGAUGGACCUGGGAAACUCGGAUCGCGGCAAGUCUUCGGGCGGUAUUCCCCUCUCGGGUCUGGGCAACAUUCUCCUCGCGAUCUUCAACGGCCAGAAGCACUUGCCGUACAAGGAACACAAGCUGACGCAACUUCUGAAGGAAUGCCUAGGCUCGUUGACCUGCCACGCGGCUAUGAUAGCCCACGUGUCUCCCAACGCCCAACACUACACCGAGACAUUGACUACCGUUCAGCUGGCCUCGAGGAUCCACCGGAUGCGACGCCGAAAGAUCAAGUUCGUCGGCGGCGGCACGCAGGGCACCGGGAGCGGCGGCAGUUCCGGCGAGGAGGCGGCCAGGCAAAACAGCGAAUGUGAUCCGAGUUCGAGUGACCUGUCGGCCGACACGGUGAUCUACGUCGGGCCGAGCGCGGAUGACGCCACCGACGGUGAACAUCCGCCUGUUUACAUUCCUAGCUUGAAUUCAGGUGACAACCGUUGCGCCAUGGGGAGGGUGUUGCGCGGCUCCGCCGCCGAAAGACCGUGCAAGAUCCCGGAGGAACGUAGCCCGGCGCACAAGUCUUCGAAGACGGUGAAGACAUUAACGCAGACCGCGUCGAAGCAAACCUCGCCGGCGCACAGUGUCACGCCGAAGGCCAGUCCGGCUAGGAAGAAUCCCUCGUCGAAGACCGCCUCGGCGUCCAAAAUAUGCGACUCGCCAGGCAGCAAAAUCCCCGUGGCGGCGCCUAGCGGCGGCUCCGACGAGCAGUGGAUCGACGGCCCAAGGAUCUCGAAGUCGAAAGUCGCGGAGGCCAGACACAUGCUGAAGGAUCCUCAUCACAAGCGGGAGACGUGGAUCGACGGGCCGAUGCAGCUGACGGGCGCGCCUCCGUUGCAGCUACACACCCAUCAGCACGCGUCUUCGGGCUACGGAUUCAUGGACAGUCACAAGAAGAGCAUGAUCAGGAAAUGGGUGGAGAAUCAGUCGUCGCAGAUACAGAGGGCGAAGCACGUCGCAUCGCGAGUCGAAUCCUCGAAAAUGUCCUCCGGCCAAUCGUCCGGUCAGUUCAAGGAACUGACGACGUUCAAGACUUGCGGCGGUAUGGACGACGACGACACGUCGUUGUCCACCGCGGAGAGCGACAGCCUGAAGGCGAACGAGAUCGAGGACAUCACUGAGAAGCUAAGCGCCAAGUUGAAUCUGCUUAACGUCAAAUCCAACACGGACUCGGGAUUGGAUCUAACGGCCAGUCCAGUGAUGGACGACAGUGUUGAAAAAGCGAAGCUCGAUUUACCAGACGACGAAGACGACGACGAGGAGAUCGUCGUACCGCCACCGUUGCCGCUAAUCGAGCCGCUCAGCAACGGAGUCAGCAGAGAAGUCUCCAUGGAGAGUCUGAAUCUAUCACACAAAGACAUUGUACUGCCUUCCAGGCACUCGCUGUCCUCCGAAGACGAGAUCCUGGAAAUCGUCGAAGUGGAGGAUUUAGAACCCGUGCCCAUGCAGGAUUCUUGUCUGCAAGUAACCGAAGAGGAUAUCGCGCUUUGCAUGGGCGAGAAUCCUUUGCCGGAGAGCGACCAGGAGGAACAUCCUUUAAGGAUCCUUAGCCAAGAAAAUCUCACCGUGGUGUCCACCUUCACAGACUCCAUGUCGGUGAUGUCGGACACGGAGAGAUACAGACCGCACUAUCCGCCGCCGAUUGGCGCGGGAGUUCUACCGAGGCCGUAUUUCGACCACGAGGACUUCCUGGAGCAGGAGACCAGGCACAAGUUCGACCAGUUGGCCCGCCUCCACGAGCUCUACCAGAGCAAACUCGCGCUCGCCAAUGUUUCCAACUCCGUGACUUAUCAGAGGGAGAAUUCCUCCACCGUCAACGUGCGAGACGCUCCAUCAGCGACCGUCUUCCGUCCGCCGUCUCGGUGUCAGUCCUUGUCCCUUUCGGAUGUGUUAUUCAACGACAACGCGAGCAAUCACGGAAGCAUCUACAGUGAACCCGCGUACAUAGCCGGCAAGUCCGAUCAGGAGAAGAUCUGCGAUAAUUGUCGUCAGAGUAUGUCCAGGCCGGCCACGGCAUCUUAUUGGUAUCCCAGCAGUGUCGCCCACCUUGCCAGUCCCAGAAGGUACUGCGGCAAGUUGGGCGACUGCAACAUCUCCAGUCUGAGGCAUCCAGAUGGUGCUUCGAACCCCAAUCUCAAGGAGGAGAUCGAGAGGAUACCCGGAAACGGAGCGUCCGGCUCGGAUCCCGAGGAGGAAUACAUAGAGGCGAAGAAGCUGUUCACUGCCGCUGAGAGAUCCGAGAGAACGGUCACGGGAAAGUCCGACAUCGAGGAAGAUUUGAAAAUUCAAGGCGCAGGAUCCUUGCAAUUGCCCAUGCCGUCUCCGGCGCAAUCCUCAGGACGAAUGCAACGCAAGAUACUCAGUCUUGGUUCUUCUUUCGGCCUGAACAAGGAAGGCUCCGAUUCCGGCGCGGACUCGACUCCGCGCGCAGCCAAAUUGUCGCCGGCCACGCUGUCGAGACAUCGCGCGGAGAGUUCCGGUUACGACAGUGUCGUCAGAGACAGCGAGACGAGUAGCAUUGCCAGCGACUCGUCCCGACAAACUGGCGCAUUGCAGGAACAUCAAGCGGUGGAACGGCGGGCGGCAGGGUACGGGCCACGGCGGUCGCGGGCCCACUGCCGGGCCCAGCCGGGGCCGCCCGCGGUGGCGGGGAUACUCGCGUACACAGGCGAGGACGUGGACAUCCUGGACAGGCGCGCACGGCUGCGCUCGGAUCCACGUGGCACGAUGUCCAGGAUACACAGCCUUCGCCUGCGCCAGCGCCUUCUUAGGCUGGAACUGCGCGACGCUAAAAGGCGCCUCAUGGUGCCCGACACUCGCUGGAGUUACGAUUUGCACGUGGAGGACAGUAUGGACUGGCGGGAUCCGUCAUUCUUAGAAGCUCUGACGGUCGAGACGUGCAUCCUGCAAAAAAGGGUGGAGGCCUGUAAGAGCCACGUUCUCCUGGUCACCUGCUUUGAUUCCUGUCCUCAGCAACAGUACGCGCGGCAUGCCGUGACGUCGACCGAAAUAAAUACCACCUAACGUAGACUCAGAUCAGCACGCACGACCGCGUGUUGAUCACCGAACCCGCCCACCCACCUACGAAUUUAAUCGUUGAAACGAGACGAGCGAGGUCGCCGAGCGAGUAAAUUAACGGGGAAUGGCGUCGAUGUCGCUCGACUCCGUCCAGUAGUUGUUAAUGAUAUUGUGGUAUCGUCAUCGUCAUCGUACGUCGUCACUAAUUGUUAAGCCUAAACGGUACUGGCAAGAUUAAACGAGGAAUAUAUAAGAGCCUAAGGUAAAAGAUUUUCACCGAAGUAUCGCACACGUACACGCACACGCACGUGUCUUAUCGAAGUUAUAAGAGUUUAUAUCGGUAAAAAGGUGUAUUCGUGUUAGAGAAUAUUGCGAUCGCUUCAGUCUCAACGAUGUUUCUCAGGAUGUAGGACGGUGAUGUUAGGCAAUUAUUGCGAUUGUUAAAUACACAGCGACACGGUUUCACGUCGCGUUUAUAUCAGCAUUAAUGGUUCGACAUGAAAGAAAGAGAGAGAGUUGGUGCUUUGUUCUUUACGUCUAUUAUUCGUCAGAGAGUCGUUUAAAUCACUAUGUCAUCGUCUGACUGAUGCCAUUAAGUAAGCUAUAAGAGAGAUUUUCGAGGGGGUGUUAAGACUGCCGGCCGACCGGCCGAAUACUGCGUAUUCAGUGGGAACAGCGACGAACAAAACGAACCGACGAAGCCGUCGUGGUGUAGAGAGAUAUUCGUCUCAAUUUAGAAACAAUACGACGCGCGUCGAUAUUCGUGACCGUCGAGCGAAGGGAGUAACAAUCGACCGCGGACUGAAAGACAGUCUAGUGAAUAUCGAGAAAGCAGAUCAUGAAUGAUUGCGGAUCGUUCGUUCGUAGAGAGUGUCGAUUAUUCAUCGACACAAUCAAGGUCGGCUACAAUUUCAGUGGCACAGUUAGCCACGGUUGAUGAAAUUUUCCUUCUCUAUCCAUGUUAUCGCUAGAGCUGUAAUCCAGACGAAAGAUCGACGAACGGUGUCCAUUGAUCCUGGAUUACCGUUGGAAAUGACUCGAUGGAAGUUAGGAUAUUAGAGGUAGAUGCAAAUUUGUUUAUGAGAAAUUCGAGCUUCGGUGUGAAGGGGAAACUAGACGAGGGGGACGAAACGGGGAGAACAGUUUGCCGCGAGCGAGCGAGCAACGCACUGCCAAAAGAAUGAAGGGAAAGAUCUUUUAUACGAUUAACAAUUGAUUAACGAAACGCGCCGUACGUAAUGUAUCUAAUGCACGCACGUUAAUUCAUGGUAUUAUCGUAGCUUUAAUCGUUAUCAGCAGUUACCGCACUUCGUAGGGCUCUGUAACUCACCUAGAGAGACGCGAGUCGUUCCGAUGAGGGAGCGUGAAAGCGAAAGGAAGAAAGCGUAGAAUGAGAGAGAGCGAGAGAAUGAGAAAGUGUGUGUG